GCAGCGCGCACGGCUGCGGGCUUCCGGCCUCGGAGAGGCAAGUAUAGGAGCGGUAGCAGGCUCCAGAGCAACAGCCGGCCUUGUGGCUCCAGCACACCCAGUGUUCUCGCCCUCUGCUACCCCGGCUCUUCGCAGCCUGUUCUGUCCCUGGUGGCCGGAGGCUUCCGACCCCUUGGGACCCCCACCGCCAACAUCAAGAGCCCCUCAGCAAAAGAUCAGAGGCUGCUGGCGCCGGCAGCUUCAGCACCCACCAUGGGGAAGCCGGCGAGGAGGAGAUGGGACUGCAAGAGAUUCCUUAAGAACAAUUGGCUUCUGCUAUCCACAGUGCUAGCUGUGGUCCUAGGAAUUAUAGUGGGAGUCCUAGUCCGAGAAUACGGCAAUCUAUCCAACCUGGACAAGUUCUACUUUGCCUUUCCUGGAGAGAUUUUAAUGCGAAUGCUGAAGCUCAUCAUCUUGCCCCUAAUUACAUCCAGCAUGAUUACAGGUGUCGCUGCUCUGGAUUCCAAUGUCUCUGGGAAAAUCGGUUUACGAGCUGUUGUAUAUUAUUUCUGCACUACGGCCAUUGCUGUUGUUCUUGGUAUCGUACUGGUAGUGAGCAUCAAGCCUGGUAUGUCCCAGAAAACUGACGAGUUUGACAGGACAGGCAGCACCCCUGAAGUCAGUACAGUGGAUGCCAUGUUAGACCUGAUCAGGAAUAUGUUCCCCGAGAAUCUCAUCCAAGCCUGUUUUCAGCAGUACAAAACCCAACGUGAGGAGGUGAAAUCUUCAAGUGAAUCAGAGACGAACACCACGGGAGAAUCCGUAACAGCUGUUAUGGUGACUGCCCUUUCAAAAAACAAAACAAAAGAAUAUAAAGUAGUGGGCACAUACUCAGAUGGCAUAAAUAUCCUGGGCUUGAUUGUCUUUUGCCUUGUGUUUGGAAUCAUUAUUGGGAAAAUGGGAGAAAAGGGCCAAGUUCUGCUGGACUUCUUCAACGCACUCAAUGAUGCUACCAUGCAAAUCGUUCAGAUCAUCAUGUGGUAUAUGCCACUGGGCAUUUUAUUUAUGAUUGCUGGGAAGAUCAUCGAAGUUGAAGAUUGGGAAAUAUUUCGCAAACUGGGGCUAUACAUGGCCACGGUGCUCAGUGGGCUUGCCAUACAUUCCAUUGUAAUCCUCCCACUCAUCUACUUGCUAGUUGUACGAAAGAACCCUUUCCGGUUUGCCAUGGGGAUGGCACAGGCAAUGCUCACAGCCCUCAUGAUCUCUUCCAGCUCAGCAACACUACCUAUUACCUUUCGCUGUGCAGAAGAAAAGAACCACGUGGACAAGAGAAUCACCAGAUUCGUUCUACCCGUUGGUGCAACAAUCAACAUGGAUGGAACUGCCCUCUAUGAAGCAGUCGCGGCUGUGUUCAUUGCACAACUCAAUGACUUGGAUCUAGACAUCGGAAAGAUAAUCACUAUUAGUGUCACAGCAACAGCUGCCAGCAUUGGAGCUGCAGGAGUGCCCCAGGCAGGGCUAGUCACCAUGGUCAUUGUGCUGAGUGCUGUUGGCCUGCCAGCUGAAGACGUCACCCUCAUCCUUGCUGUCGACUGGCUUUUGGACCGGUUCAGGACAAUGGUGAACGUCCUUGGUGAUGCAUAUGGAACAGGAAUUGUAGAGAAGCUUUCUAAAAAAGAGCUAGAGCAGAUGGACGUCACAUCUGAAGUCAACAUUGUGAACCCCUUUGCCUUGGAAUCCACAAUACUUGAUAAUGAAGAUGCAGAGACCAAGAAAUCUUAUGUCAAUGGAGGCUUUGCCAUAGACAAAUCUGACACUAUCUCAUUUACUCAAACAUCACAGUUCUAGAGUCCCUUCCUUACUCAGAGCUGGGAACAUUUCAGGACAUCACCACAAGAGGGAUCUCUCAGCAAAUUAAAACAUAAUUAAGAGGGGGUAAAAAGCAAUUAGCCAACCUGAGUGCUUUUGAUUUGAUACCCAGACUUCCAGAUUACUUUCUAUAUUGGAUGCUCAGCCUUUGCUUCAGAAAGUAGAGGAAGAAGGAGAGGGAGAGAAAAGGGUAGAGGGAUUGAUUGAGAGGAGUUAAAUGAUCUGUAUUUUUAAAAAAUUAUCACUGACAGAAUUUGGAAGUAUGUAAACAGUGACUGUUGUAAUCACAGCCAUAAAAUGGAGCAAAGAUCGUUGUUUUCUCGGGAAUAGUUCGAUUUUUCACCUUUUUUUUAUUCUUCUGCCAUUCUGAGCCCAAGACUUUAUUUGAACUCUCCUUUGAUACAUGUUUUCUUUUGCUUAACACAUUUUUUCCUUUUUUUGUGGCAGAUUAUAGUGCAUCCAAAUAGUCACUGGAUAAUGUGCCAAAUUUUCCAUUUUGCACUUGUCUGAAGCAAAUUACUUUGGAAAGAAAACAAACCAGCAGAGUCCUGCAAUAAACAUUUUAAGAUGGGG
Vombatus ursinus (common wombat) is the source of this 2421-nucleotide messenger RNA. RefSeq names its product solute carrier family 1 member 1 (gene SLC1A1). The transcript is spliced from 12 exons. Lineage: Eukaryota; Metazoa; Chordata; Mammalia; Diprotodontia; Vombatidae. Gene Ontology annotation, cellular component: plasma membrane. Gene Ontology annotation, biological process: L-glutamate transmembrane transport. The coding region runs from base 253 to 1827 and encodes 524 amino acids. The record is from RefSeq and is a predicted model, not a curated record. Gene Ontology annotation, molecular function: L-glutamate transmembrane transporter activity; L-cysteine transmembrane transporter activity; glutamate:sodium symporter activity.